This is a messenger RNA of Pocillopora verrucosa, 1719 nucleotides long. RefSeq names its product fez family zinc finger protein 2. Lineage: Eukaryota; Metazoa; Cnidaria; Anthozoa; Scleractinia; Pocilloporidae. Gene Ontology annotation, cellular component: chromatin; PcG protein complex; transcription regulator complex. The record is from RefSeq and is a predicted model, not a curated record. Gene Ontology annotation, biological process: regulation of transcription by RNA polymerase II. Gene Ontology annotation, molecular function: DNA-binding transcription factor activity, RNA polymerase II-specific; RNA polymerase II cis-regulatory region sequence-specific DNA binding.
AAAGAAAAAAGAGCACACGAACCCUUAAAAUACGGCACGCGCCACACAAAUUAGCCACAGUUGAUACAGUGACAGUAGUCAAAGGCCUCGUGCACUUUUAAGAUUCGCGUGCGACUUUAAAACGCAGAAAGUCUUCCAGAACGUUUCAUCGGAGUGGUUUAGAAAUCAAGGGAAUUCUCCUAAAUAGUCCGUUCCGAAGCUUUGGCAAUCCUGACAGUGCGAUUAACAAGAUUCUAAUAUAACUGUAUUGAAGGUCAUCUCGAAAAUGCCUCGAUCAUUUCUUGUUAAACUGAAAAAGAGUAGUCCAAGCGGUUUUUGCUGGGAUGAAGCAGGUUGUGAUGUGCCGACGGCUCCGCCUAACGUUUGGGAACCAAUCCGCGUUGAAAUCGAGCCAGCACAGAUUUUUCAGCCGAUCAAGUUGGACCUCGCUACUCUCGACCCAGAAAUUUUAACUGAAAAAGGGCAGCUGAAACCCAAGGCAAGAUUUUUCAGUCCAUUCACUUUAAGUUCCUUUCAUCUUAAUGCUGAACAUCGUGGUAUCGGAGUUGGCAAGCCGUUGUACACAAAGGAUGAACCGUGCUCUUUCGACUCAAGAAACACAAGUCCUCUAAGCCUAGACGGUGCCCUUGUACCAUCGCCGACUCGAAGCGACGAUGGCUACCCAAGCGCGGGAAUCUUUAUUCCCGGAAGUGGUUUUCUAGGAAUAGAGAACACCAAACCUCCUUCUCUUCCUGCGGUCAGCUCUACCUCUAAUGCUGUUGGCCGAAAACGUCGUAAUGGCACUCCGAAGACCUUUACCUGCGAAGUUUGCGGCAAAGUUUUCAACGCACAUUACAAUUUGACCCGACACAUGCCAGUGCAUACCGGCGCCCGUCCAUUUAAGUGUAAAAUCUGCGGGAAGGGAUUCAGACAAGCGAGUACUUUAUGCCGCCAUAAGAUCAUCCACACAAAGGAGAAGCCACACAAGUGCAACAUCUGUGGCAAGGCAUUUAACAGAUCUUCCACGUUAAACACUCACAUCCGCAUCCACGCUGGUUACAAGCCGUUUGUGUGCGAUAUUUGCGGCAAGGGUUUUCAUCAAAAGGGCAAUUAUAAAAAUCACAGACUCACUCACACUGGGGAGAAGCCCUUCAAGUGCCACAUCUGCGGCAAGGCUUUCCAUCAAGUGUACAAUCUCACUUUCCACAUGCACACGCAUAAUGACAAGAAGCCAUUUACAUGCAAGGAAUGCGGCAAGGGAUUCUGCCGGAAUUUUGACCUUAAAAAACAUAUCCGCAAAUUACACGAGAACAAAGAGCAACGUGACAGAGUUGAACAAUAAACCACGCGUCCUCUGUUGUGUUGUUGAAAUCGCGAAGAAAAGAAGCGGGUACUUCAUAACGCGUGUAAUUCAUUGACUUGCGUUAUGUACAAAGUCUCAAAGAGUUUUAUUAAAAGACUGGAACACAGUGACUUUUAACAAUAAUAGACUGUAAACCAAGAUAGUUAAAGGCCAUGUGAAUGAUAACCGGUGUUAUGCAUAACGGCGCACACGUGGAAGAACAAUAGAAAGUUGUAAGCUUUAAGUGAGAAUAUGUACAUUAGUGAACAAUACCUGUGAAUAUAUAAAUAUGUUAAAAUAUUGGUUUAUAUACGAAUUCAAGGCAACAUCGCUAUAAAAACGUUAACCUAAUCGUGUGUAAAUAAUAUGAUACAAUCAAGUUUGACUAAGCAAUAAAA